AUGAGAAUCGCAUACUCGAUCGCCAGCAUCUGCCUGAUCUACGCCAGCUCUGCGGAGUCCCGACCCUUUGACAGCAUCUUGGAGUCCUUCAACGUGCUCCGCGAACAGUCGCCACUGACAGACUACAUCAUGCCUCCCGCAGGCGAAGUGUCCACCGGCGUCAUCAUAUCUGAUGUUAUUGGGAGCCUCCAGCGCAUCGCCAUCUUCAGCGGGCUUACGCGCGACAUCGACACGGUAUCUGACCGCCUGGACGAUGGUACAAAGAACGCGACGGUGCUCGCCCCAGACAACAGCGUGAUGCGCGGGCUGAAGAGGAAGCCCUGGGAAGACGCCGAAGAUUACAAAUCCUUUGGCGCAGAGGCGUACGGCGGAAGUGAUGGCGAAAACAGGGCCAGAAACAAUCUCAAGCGCUUCGUGCAGAGACACCUCGUCCUCGAAAGCCCGUGGGAGGAGGGCAAGAAAGUCAAAACGCUGGACGGCAACGAGAUUUGGUGGGAGAGCAAAGACGGCCAAAAGAAGAUCCAGCCCGGUGACGUGGAAGUCACGAGCAUCGCCGAUAAGGUGUCCAACGGCGAGAUAUGGAUUCUCGGAGGCACUCUAUAG
Molecule: messenger RNA, 603 nt
Organism: Dothidotthia symphoricarpi CBS 119687
Lineage: Eukaryota; Fungi; Ascomycota; Dothideomycetes; Pleosporales; Dothidotthiaceae
Exons: 2
Coding region: 1-603 (200 amino acids)
Source: RefSeq, a predicted model, not a curated record